AUGUCCAAGAGAGGCGGCGGUAAUGCCUCCGGCACGAAAUACAAAAUGUCCUACGGCGUCCCCGUCGGCGCGGUGGUGAACUGCGCGGACAACACCGGGGCGAAGAACUUGUAUUUGAUCGCCGUGAAGCGAUGGGGCUCGCGACAAAACCGCUUGCCGGCGGCGAACCCCGGUUCGAUGGUCAUGGCGACGGUGAAGAAGGGGAAGCCGGAUUUGCGUAAAAAGGUUUUCCCGGCCAUCAUCGUGCGUCAGCGCAAGCCGAUUCGACGCAAGGAAGGGUUGAUCAUUUACUUUGAGGACAACGCGGGGGUGAUUUGCAACCCGAAGGGCGAGAUGAAGGGGAGCGCCAUCGCGGGGCCGGUGGCGAAGGAGUGCGCCGAUCUCUGGCCGCGUGUGGCCAGCGCGGCGAGCUCUAUCAUCUAG
Ostreococcus lucimarinus CCE9901 is the source of this 423-nucleotide messenger RNA. It is a transcript of the gene RPL23, whose product is annotated as Ribosomal protein L23, component of cytosolic 80S ribosome and 60S large subunit. Lineage: Eukaryota; Viridiplantae; Chlorophyta; Mamiellophyceae; Mamiellales; Bathycoccaceae. The record is from RefSeq and is a predicted model, not a curated record. Gene Ontology annotation, biological process: translation. Gene Ontology annotation, cellular component: ribosome; cytosolic large ribosomal subunit. Gene Ontology annotation, molecular function: structural constituent of ribosome; large ribosomal subunit rRNA binding. The transcript has 2 exons. The coding region runs from base 1 to 423 and encodes 140 amino acids.